Molecule: messenger RNA, 2611 nt
Organism: Hemibagrus wyckioides
Lineage: Eukaryota; Metazoa; Chordata; Actinopteri; Siluriformes; Bagridae
Gene: api5
Product: apoptosis inhibitor 5
Exons: 14
Coding region: 230-1831 (533 amino acids)
Biological process (GO): negative regulation of apoptotic process
Cellular component (GO): nucleus
Molecular function (GO): RNA binding
Source: RefSeq, a predicted model, not a curated record
CAUAGAAAGUUGAUGUAUUCCCCCGCGCGUCAGAAAAGCAGCGACGAGUUAGCGCACGAGCCGUUGAAGCUAGCGCGCGAACGGAAGCGUUUAGUGUCGUAUUUAAGAGGAAAAGUCUGAUGUUUCGCCGUUUUCGGACGAGCCAGAGCAGCACGCGCUAACAGGGAGGGGUUUUAAGGGAAAAUAAGCAGGCGUUUCAUUUGCAUUGCUCGCGCACUCAUUGACUCAGAUGGCGGCUACAGUGGAGGAGCUUUACCGUAACUACGGCAUCCUUGCCGACGCCAAGGAGGACCUCAGUCAGCAUAAAGAUGCAUACCAGGUUAUUCUGGAUGGUGUGAAAGGAGGCCCAAAGGAGAAGCGUUUGGCUGCACAGUUCAUUCCAAAGUUCUUCAGCAGUUUUCCAGACCUGGCAGAUGCAGCAAUUAACGCACAGUUGGAUUUGUGUGAAGAUGAAGAUGUAUCGAUUCGCCGACAGGCCAUCAAAGAACUUCCACGCUUUGCUGCUGGAGAGAAUUUACCAAGAGUAGCAGACAUCCUCACACAACUACUGCAGACAGAUGAUGCAGCAGAAUUCAACCAAGUAAACACAGCACUGAUUUCCAUAUUCAAAAUUGAUGCUAGAGGGACACUUGGAGGUCUUUUCAGUCAAAUUCUACAGGGAGAGGAUGUUGUACGAGAAAGAGCCAUCAAGUUCCUCUCUGCCAAGUUGAAGGCAAUGCCAGAAGAAACCCUGACCAAGGAAGUGGAGGACUUUAUCUUCACAGAGACAAAAAAGGUUUUGGAGGAUGUGACUGGAGAGGAGUUUGUGCUUCUGAUGCGGGUUCUGUCCGGCCUGAAGAGCUUGCAGACGGUGAGCGGGAGGCAGCAGCUGGUUGAGUUGGUGGUGGAACAGGCCUACCUGGAGCAGGCCCUCAACCCUGCUGAUGCUGACAGCGUGGACCGCCUGCUGCAGUGCACUCGCCAGGCACUUCCAUUGUUCUCAAAAAAUGUACAUUCCACUCGAUUUGUGACGUACUUUUGCGAACAUGUUCUGCCUAACCUCAGCAUGCUCACCAGCCCUGUGGCAGAACUGGACAUCCAGCUUGAAGUUCUGAAACUGCUGGCUGAGAUGAGUCCGUACUGUGGUGACAUGGACAAACUCGAGUCUAACCUUAUGAUGCUGUUUGAGAAACUUCUGGAGUUCAUGCCUUUGCCUCCUGAAGAAGAGAAUGGAGAAAAUGCUGGGAAUGAGGAACCAAAGCUCCAGUUCAGCUAUGUGGAAUGCCUGCUCUUCAGUUUCCACCAGCUGGGCAAAAAGCUACCAGAUUUUCUUAUUGACAAGGUCAAUGCUGAGAAAUUAAAAGACUUCAAGAUCAGGCUGCAGUACUUUGCACGAGGACUGCAAGUGUAUAUCCGCCAACUCCGUGUGGCUUUGCAAGGCAAAACUGGUGAUGCUCUAAAGACUGAAGAGAAUAAAAUCAAAGUGGUGGCUUUGAAAAUUACCAACAACAUCAAUGUCCUAAUCAAGGAUCUCUUCCACAACCCUCCGUCCUACAAGAGCACUGUCACUUUGUCCUGGAAACCAGUGCAAAAGACCGAGGCGGCGGUGGCAGCAGCAGCAGCAGCUGUUGUGGGACAAAAACGCUCUUCUGGAGAGGAUGUGCCUACAGGAACCAUUGGAAAGAAAGUUUCCCCUUUGCCCAGGAGGGAUGCAAGACAAAUAUAUAACCCCCCGAGUGGGAAAUACAGUGCUAGCAUUGGGAACUUUACUUAUGAGCAAAGAGGUGGGUUCAGAGGCGGCCGGGGUAGGGGUUUUGGAAGAGGAAACAGAAGUCGAGGGCGGAUCUUCUGAAGGAGGACUAUAUAAACAUUUUUAGACAUCCAUCUACACAGCUGCAGGUCUGCCACAUGCCAGCAUCUCUACUGUUCUGACAGCAUCGGUCCUAUUAGUCUCCCCAUUUACCACUUAUUGUACUUUUUCCCCUCUCCAGGUUUGUUCUAAACGUAGUGCAGAAAUCAUACUUAGUUUGUGUGUGACUUUUACUUUUUUCUUUUUUUUCCUUCCUCCCUUUUAAUUUUGGUUUGGUUGUGUGCUUUUUAUGUUUUGUUUUUAUUUUAUUUUAUUAUUUUUUUGUUGUUGAGGAUAAAAACAAGGCAAUUGUGUAAUAUGUACUUUCUGAUUGUAUUUGUACGGUGGCAGAUCUUUUGUAUUUUUUUUUUAAUCUUAUUUUUUCAGUGUUUUUGUUGGAUAUUGUCUUCACAUGACUUUGUAAGAUACAUUUGUUUUGAUCUGCAUUUUAUUAUAAACCAGUCCAGUCAAAAAAAAAAAAGUCCUGUCAUUGGUAAUUUUUGCAAAUAUGUAUUUAAGUUUAUAACAGAUGUACUUUGGGCUUUGCAAUUUUUCAUAAGUAAGGAAAGGAAGUGUAGUAUUUUUAGUGAUGUAAUCCUUGAUAACAUUUGUCUUAAUAGAUGGUAGUUACCACGAUUUAGCUUCCAAUACUGACUGAUUACAUUUUUCAGGUAAAUUUUUCAGAUUUGAGGAUCUAUUUUGAAUUUCACAUUUUUUUGCAUGCAUAUUUUACAGCAGUUGAAAUAGGUAUGCAAGUAUUUUGAAUAAAAACAAACAAUUGUU